AGAUAAGAUGCAGAAUUCAAUGGUUGAAAUACUUUCAAAAGUGGAUGCAGGAAGAUCUGUUGGGAUUGAACUAAUAAACAGGACAAAGUCAAUCACCCUGAACUUUAAAAGCUCCUUCUGUGAAAGUGGCCAUAUGCUGUCACCGCCAUCCUCAACUGUCUCUCCUGGAUCAAAAGAAAUCUGCAUAUUUGUGAAAACACCUGGCACAGCCUGUGGCAGCGUGGGACUCAUUGUGUAUCAUUUUCAAAGAAAUUCACUUGUCGUAAUGUUCUCAAAUCCUUUUGACCGUAAUAUUUUCAGCACCAUCUGUGGUGUCUGGAUCACUGAUGAAACUGUCCAAGCUGACCAUGGUCUUUUUAAUGAUUUGUACUAUGAUAAAAUGCCAUCACUCUCAUUUCAGCGUCUUGUGGUUGGAAGGGAUACUCAGGCUCUUGAGGUUAGCAAAGACAAUGUUGUUGUUAAAGCCACAAUGUCUGAUGAUUAUAAGGCUAUCCUCAAACUUGAAAUAACAGAUAAGAAUUAGCCAAUUUUUAAAGGGCUAUUACUCAUAUAUAUAUAUACAUAUUAGCCACAUCUUUAAAGAGAUACUACUUAGAGAAAUGACCAUUGACUACUUUGGUCUUUAUAACAGAUUAAAAGUAGCUGUAAGAAUAUAUAUGACCAUACUGACACCAUUUUGUCUCUACUACUCCAUUUUGUUUAAGCUACAUUACAUUUUAGAUUAGUUCAUUAUAAUGGAGUUUAGUAUGCUGUGAAUAAAUAUGCUGGUGUGAGACUCACUUUACUCUUCUGCUUGGGUUAUGCUCACUUACUGUCCCCCCGUGUUAAUGAGCUGUAUCUGAACACAAUUCAACAAAAACACUAAACCACAUUCAUUAAAUUAUCAUUUUCACUAACAGAAUCCAUUUCAGUAAAAUCUACAGCUGCAGCACUUACUACAAUAAAAUGUGAAUGAAACACUGCUCUCUCUGCCUCUCUCCCUUUCCUGCUCUGUAAGGAUUCAGGAAGUGACAGUGGAACAUUCCACUGCACUUAGAGGGGAAGAACAGAACUCUCUUUUUCAGCUUUCAGCUUCACAGGACAGCAACAAACUAAAUUAAAGUAGUUUUUUUCCGUUUUUGUUUUGUUUUAUAUUAUUUAACAUCCAGCCCCAACCCUAAAUUCCACUUACUAAUGCCUCUCACUGGAUUGGGUCAGCCCAAAUGGGACUGCCUCAAAUAAGCAGAUAAUGGGCCAUGCAAUGAUCUUAACCACUUUCAUCCAGUAGAUGGCGCAGCAUGUUGUGUAAUGGUGGGCAGACCUGCUUGUGCCUCUCCAUUGCACAACAUGUAGCUGUGAAAAAAAAAAUGCUGGGGGAAAAAAUAGCAAUUUUUUUUAUUUUUUUAAAGCCAAUAAAAAAAAUAUAUUUAUUUUUGCCCAUAUGAGAGGUGAAGCACUGCCUCACCUGCCUCUAGUGACUGCACAUCACUGGUGUGAGUUACCUAUCUUAAAAAUGUGUUCUUGCUAUUUCCUUGGCCGAACGCCCAGAUACACAUUUAUCAACAUUUCACUGUUCCUUAGUGUACUCAAGAUUUUACUGUGGUCUUUUAUUCUUAGCUAUUCUCUGUAAAAUGGCACAACACUGUAUAACCUCAUGUAAUGUAACUAUUUUAACUUUAUAAGCACAGUCCUACAAAAUAAUAAACAGAGCAGACUUAUAGACUAUAUUUUGUGCGGGUGUCUGAUUUUGCUCUCCAAGGCCUUGUAUGGUGAAAAGCUCAGCUCCAGUGAUAGUGAAAAAUAGUGCUAAAGUGAAAAGUGGUAUCCCGGCCCUGAGAGGACCUCUAAAUUUAGCCAAAUCUCUAAAGUGUUAUGAUCAAUAUCUUCUGUGCUAUUUCUAUACUACCUGCUUCACCUGAACCCAAAAAAAUGCUUGAGUCUACCCAAAUAAAAAUGUAUUAUCAA
Bombina bombina (fire-bellied toad) is the source of this 1944-nucleotide messenger RNA. Its product is annotated as DELTA-sagatoxin-Srs1a-like. Bases 8 to 523 code for a protein of 171 amino acids. The transcript is spliced from 2 exons. Gene Ontology annotation, cellular component: pore complex. Gene Ontology annotation, molecular function: channel activity. Gene Ontology annotation, biological process: cytolysis in another organism; monoatomic cation transport; pore complex assembly. The record is from RefSeq and is a predicted model, not a curated record. NCBI's taxonomy places the organism in Eukaryota, Metazoa, Chordata, Amphibia, Anura, Bombinatoridae.